Apis mellifera (honey bee) is the source of this 8054-nucleotide messenger RNA. Its product is annotated as fatty acid synthase. Gene Ontology annotation, biological process: fatty acid biosynthetic process. The record is from RefSeq and is a predicted model, not a curated record. The transcript is spliced from 19 exons. NCBI's taxonomy places the organism in Eukaryota, Metazoa, Arthropoda, Insecta, Hymenoptera, Apidae. Gene Ontology annotation, molecular function: phosphopantetheine binding; 3-oxoacyl-[acyl-carrier-protein] synthase activity; oxidoreductase activity. The coding region runs from base 119 to 7303 and encodes 2394 amino acids.
AUACCGACGAUUGAUUGCACUGAAAAAAAAUUAACAAACAAUCAAACAAAAAAAAAAAAAAAAAAAAAAAAAAAAACAGAAUUUAGAGGGAUAUUAAUUUUCAAAAACGCGAACGAAUAUGUCUUUUAACGUACGGGAUCAGUUAAAGAAAAAUUACGCCGUAACGGAACCGGGAGAGGAAGUGGUGAUCUCGGGAAUCUCUGGACGAUUUCCAGAGAGCAGGAAUGUGAUAGAGUUGAAGAACAAUUUGAUGAACAAGGUGGACCUAAUCACAGACAAUUCCACAAGAUGGAGACAAGAUCACGCGGAAAUCCCGAAGGCUGGCGGGAAAGUGACCGAUUUGAACAAGUUCGACGCCAUUUUUUUCGGUGUCCAUUACAAACAAGCUCACACCAUGGACCCUAUGUGCCGGUUGUUGAUGGAACACGCUUACGAGGCGGUUAUCGAUGCAGGGAUAAAUCCCAAACUGUUCAAGGGUAGCAAUACCGGAGUAGUUAUAGGAUCUUGCGUCAGCGAGUCGGAAAAGACUUGGUUCUACGAAAAGUUACAAGCGAACGGUUUAGGUAUCACCGGAUGCAGCAGAGCCAUGCUGGCCAACAGGAUAUCGUAUUUCAUGGAUCUGCAUGGCCCGUCUUACGUAAUCGACACAGCCUGCAGCUCGAGUAUGUUCGCCCUGGAUCAAGCUUACAGGUUGAUUCGAAAUGGAACGUGCGACGCUGUGAUCGUGGGUGGCUCCAAUCUCUGCCUUCAUCCCUACGUAUCUCUUCAAUUCUCUCGUCUCGGAGUGUUAUCUCCGGAUUGUCGAUGCAAAAGUUUCGACGUGAGGGCGAACGGUUACGGGCGAAGCGAGGCGGUGAGCGUGGUCCUGUUGCAAAAGGCGAAGCACGCGAAGAGGAUCUACGCGGAGCUCAUCUACACGAAGACCAACUGCGAUGGAUACAAGGAGCAGGGGAUCACGUUCCCCGCCUGCGAGAUACAGAAACAGCUUCUCACGGAUUUCUACAACGAGUGCAACAUAUCGCCCGACAAGUUGGCCUUCUUGGAGGCUCAUGGCACGGGGACCGCGAUCGGUGAUCCCGAAGAGUUGAACGCUAUCGAUAAAGUCCUCUGCCAGAACAGAACCACUCCUCUUAAGAUUGGUACGAUCAAGUCGAACAUAGGGCACAGCGAACCCGCCAGUGGCGUUUGCUCCAUAGCCAAGGUAAUCAUCGCGAUGGAAAGCGGGAUAAUACCGCCGAACAUAAACUUCACGAGUCCUAUGAAGGGUGUCAAGUGCAUCGAGGAGGGGAGAGUCAAAGUGAUCACGGAGCCGACCCCAUGGGAGGGUGGUUACGUGGGGAUAAACUCGUUUGGUUUCGGGGGCGCCAACGGCCACGCGCUCUUGAAGUCGUACGCGAAAGAGAAAGUGAGGAACGGGGCGCCUUCCGACGAUUUGCCGAGAUUGGUGGUCGUGUCCGGCCGGACCGAAGAGGCGUUGGAGGUUCUCCUCGGUCAUAUUGAAAGCAUACCAGUAGACGUGGAGUACAUCCGACUCUUGUACAACGUUUAUUCCGAAAAUAUAUCCGGUUACAUGUUCAGAGGGUACACUAUAGUCGGGUCCAAGAUAUCCGAGAAACCGUCGAGGCAGAUCCAAGAAUACUCGAACGUAAAAAGACCGAUUUGGUUUGUCUUCUCUGGAAUGGGGUCUCAAUGGGCCGGAAUGGGCGAAGCAUUGAUGAGGUUCCCCAUCUUCGCCAAGGCCAUCCACAAGUGUGACAAAGUGUUGAAGCCGCACGGUAUCGACAUCGUCGACAUAAUCACUAACAAGGAUAAAAAGGUUUUCGAUAACAUUUUGAAUUCGUUCGUCGGGAUCGCUGCUAUUCAGAUUGGCCUGGUUGAUCUGUUAAUGAGCGUGGGUAUCGAGCCGGAUAACAUGAUUGGCCAUUCGGUCGGAGAACUCGGUUGUGCUUACGCGGACGGAUGUUUCACGGCCGAACAAAUGAUACUCGCGGCCCAUUCCAGAGGUUUAGCUUCGAUCGAGACCAAAAUGAUCCAAGGAUCCAUGGCGGCGAUCGGCCUCGGAUACGAGGAGAUCAAGAACAUAUGCCCGCCCGACAUCGAAGUCGCUUGCCACAACGGGCCCGACAGCUGCACGAUAAGCGGCCCAAUUCAAUCCAUGAAGGAAUUUGUGGCCAAGUUACAGGCCAAGAACAUCUUCGCGAAAGAGGUGCCGUGCAGCAAUAUAGCUUACCACAGUCGUUACAUCGCGGAUGCUGGGCCCAAGUUAUUGUCGUACCUGAAGAAAGUUAUCCCGAAUCCGAAGGCAAGAAGUUCCAAGUGGGUGAGCACCUCCGUGCCGCAAAGCCAGUGGCACACGGAAGCUGCCAAGUACUCUUCAGCCGAGUAUCACACGAAUAACUUGUUGAACUCGGUCCUGUUCGCUGAAACGGCGACCAUGAUCCCGUCCGACGCCAUAACCAUCGAGAUAGCGCCUCACGGCCUCCUCCAGGCAAUUUUGAAAAGAUCGUUGGAUCAGAACGUGAUAAACAUUUCCUUGAUGCACAGAAAUCACAAGGACAACGCGGAAUACUUUUUGCAAGCGCUAGGAAAAUUGUACAACAUUGGCCUCCAGCUGCAACUCGCCAAUAUUUAUCCCCACGUAGAGUUCCCCGUUAGCCGUGGCACCCCCAUGAUCUCUCCUUACAUCAGAUGGGAGCACUCGGAGGAUUGGUACGUGGAAAUAAAUACUCAACGCGAAAGGAUCAGCACAGCUGAGCGAACGAUCGAAAUUAACCUCAAAGAUGAAAAUUACGAAUACAUAAUGUAUCACGUUAUCGAUGGAAGAAACUUGAUCCCUGCCAUGGGGUAUCUGGUCAUGGUUUGGGACAUGUUUAGUUUGAUGGAAGGGAAAUUUUGCGACGAUAUGCCGGUCGUGUUUGAAGAUAUCAGAUUCGAACGUGCAACGAGCAUUUCCUCGACCGGUACCGUUUCCUUGAAGAUCAUAAUUCAGAAAGGAUCCGGAAGAUUCGAGAUAACGGAGGGAUCUGCAAUAGUAGCGACGGGUACGAUCCGGCUAGAGUUGAAUCCCAAACAAGAGAUGAUCGAGGAAAAGUUUCUGACCAAGAUCGAGGACGAAGAAGUUCUGACCAGCAACGAUAUAUACACGGAGUUAAGGCUUCGCGGUUACGAGUAUGCGGGCCCUUUCUGUUCGUUGAAAAGCUCCUCUCUCAAAGGAACGAGGGGGCAUAUCGCCUGGAUGAAGAAUUGGGCCGUGUUUAUGGAUAACAUGUUACAAAUGAAGAUACUAGGUUUCGAUACUAGAGCGUUGUACGUACCGACUGGGAUUCGAAAGAUGGUCAUCGACACGAAGUUUCACAACGAGAUUGCUCGGCACCUUACCGAGGAGAACAAUAUGAUCCCAGUCACCGUGUACCACGAUUACGACAUGAUAAUGGCGGGCGGGAUCGAGAUUCGCGGACUAAAGGCGAACGUUAUUCAACGGCGGAAACAAAAAGACGAGCCUACCCUGGAAGAGUACAAAUUCGUGGCGAACCGUGACAGAGCUGAGACAUCGAUAGAGGAGAUGAUCAUUUUGUCCACCCAUAUCGCGUUGGAGUGUCACAAUGUAAGAAAUCCAAAAAUUCUCGAAUUGGUACGGCAGAACGACCAAGUUCAAUCGGCCGAGGAGCCCUUGAUCCCUAUCGUCUCCAAGGCGUUGAGCAACAUCGCCAUGAUACAUCCGAGCCUGAUCCUGGCCGCAGACCCGAAACAACGCGAGAAAUUCUUGUUUUCCGAGCACGUGGCAAUGAUCGAGCCGAGCAAAUUGCCGGAGGACGGCAGUGUUUUCAUGGUAAUCGGCCACGACGUUAUGACAAACAAGAGGAUGGACAUCUUGGAACAAUUUUUGCUCGCGAUAAGCAACCACGGUUUCAUCCUGCUUCGGGAGAGCGUGGUAAACGAGGAUAUUUUCUCGUCCCUUCGCAACUACAAUCUCAACAUCGUGAUGGAGAAGAGUUGCGAGGACAGGAUCUGGUUGCUCGUGAAGAAAGCUGUGGAGAAGAGGCCGGGUCAAAGGACGAAGGUGGUUUACGCGAAGAACGACGAGUUCGGUUGGGUGGAGGAAGUGAAGCGAGCGAUGAACAAGGAUAAAGACGUCAUCAACGAAACGAGCAGAUUGAUAUUAGUCGCUCAAGGGGAUCUCGAGAAUGGCGUUCAAGGUUUGGCCAAGUGCUUGGCGCAAGAGCCCAACGGGGAAAUUGUGAGGACCGUGAUAAUCCAGGACGAGAAUGCGCCCAACUUCUCGUUGGACGAUCCGUUCUAUUCCGAACAGAUCGAUAUAGAUCUGGUUUACAACGUUUUGAGGCCAGGAAAGAUCUGGGGCACGUACAGGCACCUGCCUUAUCCGGAGAUGAAGCCAACUUUGAUUCCUCACGCCUACGCCGAUCUGAGGGUAAGAGGAGAUCUGAGUUCUCUUCAGUGGAUAGAGGGCUCGAUUCAACCAGACCAGAGGGACGUGGUCAAAGUGGUAUACGCCUCUUUGAACUUCAGAGAUGUGAUGUUGGCCACUGGAAAAUUGAUGCCGGAGACCAUAAUGAAAUCCAGAAUGGACAAUUGUUUCAUCGGUUUCGAGUUCUGCGGGAUCGACGCAAAUGGGCGACGAGUGAUGGGAUUCGUGGAGAACAAGAGUAUAUCCAAUCUAAUCAGACCGCACAAAUUGACGGUAUGGCCGGUGCCGGAAGAAUGGUCCCUGGAAGACGCUGCGACCGUACCGUCCGCUUACUUCACCGUUUUCUACGCCUUUUUCUAUUUUGGAAGAUUAAGAAAGGGCGAGAAGGUUUUGAUCCACAGCGGAAGCGGGGCCGUGGGUCAAGCGGCCAUCAACGUGGCCCUCGCCGAGAACUGCGAGGUGUUCACAACGGUUGGCACUCCCGAGAAACGGAAAUUUAUCAGAGAGACGUUUCCCAGCAUAGACGACGAUCACAUUGGAAAUUCUCGGGACACGAGUUUCGAGCAGAUGGUGAUGAGGCAGACGCGUGGCAAAGGGGUGGACAUAGUUCUCAACUCUCUGGCCGAGGAUAAGCUGCAGGCAUCGGUUCGUUGCCUAGGUUACCGCGGUCGUUUCUUGGAGAUUGGUAAAUUCGACAUGAGCGUUAACAAUCAACUGGGGCUGGACAUAUUCUUGAAGGAAAUUAGCUUCCACGCGGUGAUACUCGACGCCAUAAUCUUCGGUCACAAGAGGAACGUGCAGGAGGAAAUACAUCACUUUAUCAACAAGCAAAUGGCCGAGAGAAACGUCAAACCUCUGGUGAGGAAGUGCUUCGAAAAGAAUCAAUUGGAGGAAGCGUUUAGAUACAUGGCAGCUGGCAAGCACAUUGGAAAGAUUCUGAUCAAAAUAUCGGACGAGAACACUCCUUUGACCAAACCGAUUCUUGGCUAUCCUCGUUUCAACGCUUCCAAGGAUAAAACUUACUUGAUCGUAGGCGGUUUGGGAGGAUUGGGUCUAGAGUUCACGGAUUGGUUGAUCAUUCACGGCGCAAGGAAUCUAGUGAUAGUCUCUCGAAACGGAAUCCGAACUGGUUACCAAAGAAUGAAGGUGGAGACGUGGAAGCUUUACGGUAUUAACGUUUCCAUCCUCUCCGGCAUGGAUGCAACGAAAUUAGAGGACUGCGAGUAUAUACUGAGAACGGCAGAGAAACAGGCGCCAGUGGAUGGUAUAUUCAACCUGGCAGGCUUGUUGAGGGACGGUUUCAUCGUGAAUCAAACCGUGGAAUCGUUCGAGGAAGUUGUAAAGUCCAAGGCGACGACCGCCAAAAACUUGGACGUGCUUUCGAGAAAGAUUUGUCCAAAACUUCGCCACUUUGUCGUGUUUUCAUCUAUCGCGUGCGGGAGAGGUAAUAACGGUCAAAGUAACUACGCGUUCGGGAACGGGGUAAUGGAGAGAAUAUGCGAGAGAAGAGUGGAGGAAGGCUUUCCCGGGAUGGCUGUUCAAUGGGGCAUGAUAAAAGACGUCGGUCUCGCUGUGAAAAUAUUGAAGAACAAACAGGUAAUCAACGGGACCAUGGCUCAAAGCAUACCCUCGUUUCUCGAAGAAUUGGAGAAAUUCUUGUGUCAGAGUAGACCAAUCGUGUCUAGCUACGUGAUUGCAAAUAAGCAAGGCAACGUGAAGGAAGUUGCGAACGUUCUUGAGGCAGUGAUGAAUAUCAUGAAUAUAAAGGAUUUGAAGAGAGUGAGCCCGACUGCAUCCCUAGCCGAAUUGGGUAUGGAUUCUAUGAUUGCCGUAGAGAUAAAACAAACUUUAGAAAGAGAUUUCGACAUGUUUCUAAGCGCACAAGAGAUUAGAGUCUUAAACAUAGCCAAACUUGUGGAGAUAUCUGGGAAGAGCAAAAAAUUAGUCAAAGUGUCGAAAAUUGAUUCGGAAAAAUUGAGCGGCAUAAAAUUGUUUAUGAAGAGCUUGAACGUUUCGAUAUUGCAAAACCAGUAUUUCAUAGAGCUUCCUGUUAAAUGUGAGAAAAAGAACGAGGUAUUCUUUAUAUCAGGUCUCGAAGGCUCUCACAUUAUUUUUUCCCCGUUAAUUCCAAUGUUAAAAGUACCUGCCACCUGUUUGCAAUUAGGGAUACACGACACUGAUAACACCAUAGAAGAAAUGGCUGAAUGUCUUUUGCCCCAUGUUUUAGCAAGGAGCAAAGAUCGUAGAGAUUUCAACAUAGUCGCAUAUUCGUACGGAUCGAUUAUAGCCCUAGAAUUGGUUAGAAGAUUGGAACCUUACAUUCUAAUCGGGCAUCUCACGUUGAUCGACGGAUCUCCCGAAUACAUAAAAUCUAUAAAGACACAAUAUUUUGCGAUAUCAAACGAAAACGAGUAUCAAAAUAAAUUCCUCAUCGAAAUACUAAGCAUCAUUAAAUCACCCACUAUCGAAAAGUUCAAAUUCGAAAUAAACAAGUGUAAUACUUGGGACGAAAAGUUGGAUAUAUUAAUUAAACACUCGACCGAGAAUAUUUUUAAGAUGUACUCGAAAGAAAUUUUAAAAGCUAUUGUAUCGUUUAUUUAUAAACGACUUUCCGCGUUGGACAAAUACGAUCCUUUUUCCUUACCACCUAUUAGAACGCCUAUUACGUUGUUGACACCAACUAUACCUGCUAUAGAAAUGGCAGAUCCAACUUAUGGAUUAAAAAAGUUGACUAGUGGGACCGUGACAGUGCAUAAAAUAGAAGGAAAUCACAAUUCUAUGUUGAAUAAUAAAAAAGUCGCAGCGAUUAUUAAUGGUGAAUCUCUUGAGGAUGAGGAAUUCUUUAAGGAAAAUUUAAAGUUUCCAAGUGAAUUGUAGGCAAAGACUAAGAAACUUUAUCGUAAAAAGUUAUUAAAUUAAAGAAUAUAUCGUAAAAAAAGGUAAUAUAAUGUAAUAUAAUAGCAUGAGUAUAUAUAUGUUCAUUCUUUAACGAUAUAUCUAUUAUUAUCUAUUAUAUAUCACUUCUCAUUCACAAAUAAAUAAAUAAAGAAUUAAAUGUUAAUGUAAUGUUAUCAUAUUUUUAUGCAAAAUCAUACAAUAGGAAACAUAUCAGAUAUUGAUAUGUCAGAUCACCUCCAUAUGACAAACAAUGGAUCGUCAUUCAUGCAACAAAUUGAAUUAUAUAUAAUACAACCUUAACAUCAUAGAACCUUAAGAUUACGUUGUAUACAUAUACAUACUGUAGAAAUAAAAUUACAUUACAUUAAACAUUGGAUAACUAUCCGAAGUGAUUUAAAAUAUCCGAAAGUUAUCUUAUAUUUAUUGAGAAAGAUUCUGUUUAAUCAUAAAACUUAUCGUUAUGCUUAUUUUUAAUCUUCAUUUUUUAUAUAAAAAAUUACAAAGAAAAUUCUAAGUUUUUGAUCUAUAUCAGGAUUAAAUUUAAAUUUCAUUAAUUUUUUAUUCUAGGCACUUCUAGACAAUUAUCCAAUAUUUAUUGUAUUACCAGUAAUUUUAUUUUCUUCUUAUUUUUAGUUGUUGUUUUAUUGUUUAUUUUUAUUUUCGUUUAUAUACAGGAUCAUGUUUUAGGAUAAUACAAGAGAAUAGAAGAUAAUUUUAAUAUGCAAAAAUA